Messenger RNA from Durotheca rogersii, 896 nucleotides. RefSeq lists its product as uncharacterized. The record is from RefSeq and is a predicted model, not a curated record. The coding region runs from base 388 to 657 and encodes 89 amino acids. Lineage: Eukaryota; Fungi; Ascomycota; Sordariomycetes; Xylariales; Xylariaceae. The transcript has a single exon.
CGCGCGCGCCCCCGGCCCAAUCCCCGUCGUCGAUAUUUUGGUCCCCCAGCCCGACGUGUCCGUCCCAGCCACGCUGGGUCGACCACGCGCGGCGAUCCGCAGCCAAUCGCGCGCGCCCUCUCCCGCCGUCAGCCAUUUGCCCUCGCGCCCGUCGAGCCCGGCAGCUCGGCAACCCGGCCAAGGCUGGCUCAGCCCCAGCCCCCCGGAACCAACAGCUUCCCGAACCCCAUUAUGUGGGUAAGCUAGUUGGCCGUCGUCAGCAACGUCGUUCUUCAGCCCAGCGGCUGACCUGGCGAGCGGGCGGGGGGAGGGGGAAGAACCCUUCGCGAUUGGCCUGCCCGCACCGCGUUACGCCGUCGCUGUCGAUAUCGUCCUGACGGAGACGAUAUGUAUAAAGGGCCGGAGCCCUUCCGGCGACGUCCCUACUUUUUUAUCUCCCUUCUGCUACCACCCUCGCCUUCAUCGCCAUCACCAUCAACAACUUUCCUACUUUUACUUUUUUCCUCUUUUCUCUUUUCUCUUUCCAUUUCCAUUUCCGACUCUCUUGUUCUGGUUCUUCUGGUUCUUCCUCUCCCGACAGCUCUUCUCUCGGACCGCUCAAUCUCCCUCUACGCAAUCCCGCCAAUUAUCUCGUCCACCCACCAGUCCACCCCGUGAAAAUGUUCGCCAAGGCCAGCACCGUCGCCGCUAUCCUGGCAUUCUGCUCCGUCGCCUCGGCGGCCCCCGCGCCCUGGUCCAGCGUCGGCCCCCACACCGAGACCGCCUCCGCCACCAAGGCCGCCGCCACCGCCGCCCCCGUAUCGUCAACCACCGCUACCGCCACUACCGCUACUACCGCCCCGGCCAAGACCCCCGCCGCCGCCACCCCCCCCUCGGGCCUCAGCAAGGUGCAGCAG